Messenger RNA from Paramuricea clavata, 12828 nucleotides. Lineage: Eukaryota; Metazoa; Cnidaria; Anthozoa; Malacalcyonacea; Plexauridae. The record is from the annotation of a GenBank genome assembly.
CUAGCGGGCGAUGUUGGGCGAUGCAGUCAUACAACAACAACCAAGAUGGCGGAAGUGAACAAAAAUAUUGCAACAAUUUUUCAACAGAACAUUCCAAACGGCAAAAAAGCGCUUCAAGACAGCCACAAAAAUCUUGCCGAAAUCGCCGACUAUUGCGAACGGCAAUAUGUAUCGGUGAAUAAUACAUACAAAAGCAACGAUAAGAUAAAAGCGUUAGAAGGAACACGAACGGUUUUCGCUGAGACAAAACAAUAUGCGACACAAUCUUUGGCCAGUGUUGCUUAUCAGAUUCAUGCUUUGGCCGCAAAUGUGCUCGAUUUACUUGACAACCAAGCAAGUCAACUCAGCCAAAUGAAUUCAGAUAUCAGCUACAUUUCUAACGUAAGUGAUUUUCAAAUUUUGUACGAAGUGAACAAUCCAAGUCUGACCAAAUGUAUCAUUGAAUGUUUAGGUUUUUAUUAUUUUAUACUAACCUAUAAAGUCAUAAACAUAAACUUAAAACUACAAUACUAGAACUAUUAUUACAUUAUGGUUUCUUCAUAUAUUACCAAAAUGCCCCUACUUCAGUGGCGUAACUACUAUGGGCUCAGACCGGGAGAACCCAGGGGCCCCAACCCCAAUGGGGGCCCCCUGGCUUAGGCAAUAGAGCAAAAACAUUGGCCAGGGCCUGUGAUAUGUUACAAUGUCGUUUUCUGACCAUCAGAAUUCUGAAAAAUCUCUCCCCAAAGUCCAGGAAAUGGCAUUUCAGAGAGUCUAGAUUCAAAAAUUUUCCGGAUGAACAUGCCCUGGACCCCCUAGAAAACUCGUGCAUAUACAGCGCUCGACUCGUGCCUUUGGCACUUCUACUAGGGGGCCUCCGAAAAUUUUGAACCGGGAGCCCCCUGCUUUAACGUUACGCCACUGCCCUAAUUAAUAUUGUGUAUAAAAUAUAAAUAUAUUGUGGUGUCAAGAGGUGUUCUAAAAUUAUAGGUGGUAACUUUCAUUUAUGUUUCAAGAGUAUUAAAUCUAGUAUAUUUCCAAAUUUUAUUUAUAUUUACAAGUUUUAUUGUUGACCUUAACAUGUAAAAAGUCUUUCAUUAUGCAUUAUGAAAAUUUACAUAAGGAUAGGGGGGGGCGGCAACUGCCCCUCUUCAGGCCUCGAAUUUCCCUGAAAUCAAUCGAUGGCAAUGGCGUUAAAAAUUGCUGUAGAACGUAACAGUGGCGUGCUGGGACCAAUAUGCGCCCCUAUAAUGUUACGCUUGAUAAACGAGGGCCGAAGGCACGAUCCGAGCGCCGCAGACCUGUGCGAGGUCUGUCUUGGGGGGUCCGGGGGUAUGCCCCCAGGAAAAUUUUUGAAUUUAGAGUCUCUGAAAUGCCAUUGCACCAUACGGCAAAGUUUCUGGUCUGCCUUACCUUCAUUUACGACGCGGGCGGGCGGGUGGUUAGGACUAUAGGACACAAUUACAAUUGUGGCUUUGCUCACAUUUUUGUGGUCCUUCUUGUCCCUUUUCAUGCUAAUUGUAUUAAAAUAUUAUAAACUUUUACAUAAAUUGCAUUUAUAUUAUUUAAAAAUCGACAUGCAUGACAGAUUACAAAGGAAUUUACAUAUCAAAAUGAUAUAUUUCUAUGAUAUAUUUUCUAUGAUAUAUUUCAAAAUGAUAUAUUUUAUCGUUCUAUGAGUCAAAUCCUUCGCGAACAUUUUCAAGAACUAAAAAUUAAUUGUAAACAACAAAAUAGUCCUGAAAUAAUACUUUACGGAGAAAGGACGCGGGCGGCGGACCUUGUAGUGGCCUAAAUAGUGGCAUAACUUGUAGUGGCCUAAAUGAUAGUUGAAUAACUGUAAUAAGUUGUGUAAAAAACCCUAUAUGUUGCAUGAAAUUAAGGCAAAAAGUCUGAGCUACAAGCUUUCAAGCUACAAAAGUGGUCAUAUGACAUAUGUUGGCAACAUAUCCCCUCCCCCAUUAUUAUGUGUCCACCAAUGUAUAAAGGAUAAAUAGAAUCUCAAAAUGUUUUCAGAAUGAAAGUAGAACCUUACUAAAAAAUAGACGUUUGGUUCUGGAAGAGCUGGUAUACAGUAUGCUUUUUAUAAGUUUUGCUCACCAACAUUUGGGGUAAGAAAAUUUUUUACACCAGAUGUAUACAUGGAUAAGUUCUGCCAUUUUGUAAUUUGCUGAACAAAACAUCCAGAUUUUACUUUCAUUGGUUUGAUUGCCAUGUUUAUCCAUUAAUCCAAACCAAUGGUAGGUUUCCAAACCUCUAUCAGAUGUAGCUCUGGCACCUCUUCCCCCCACAGAUCUGUGCCUCUGUGGUCCGGCCAUAAAAGAGGGUGUUGAUGGGUUAUUCACUUGUGAUUCACUCAAUUUCAGUUACCGUCAGUUGUGAAAACACUAAAAAUUUAGCGUGAAUUGUGAGGAAAAAAAUACUGUUUAUCGUUUCAGAACACUUUUCAAAGAUUUACCGUUAAAAUACUAAAAUGUUACUUAUUGUUACUGUUAAAAUACCAAACUUUUACCGUUAAAUUUUUAGGUGGAAGAGCGGACCAUAAUCAGUUUUAUUUUGGAAUUGAUUAUGCUUCAUUUUGAUUAAGUUCAUUAACUCCCCAACAUAUAUACCGUAACCAAAUAGAUUGCACUUUAUUGAGACCAGUGACACAAAAGCGAUGACAUGUGCUAAGCAAAACUUCAUUGGAGACAAUGGAGAUAAAUAUUCAAAAGGGCUCUACCGCUGUGCAAUAGAGGUGUGCGUUGGAUCGGAUUGACCUCUUUGAAUUCGAUGAUUUGUCUAAAUUCUCAAUCCGAAUCCGAUCCGAAGAUGGAAAAAGCAAUCCGAUCCGAUCCGAAAAAAUGUUUAUAAAAUCCGAUCCGAUGCUAAAAUUCGUAAUCCGAUCUGAACUUAAGUUAUUAUAUACAGCGUGCGUUAAUUAUUCGGUGUAUGAACGUAUUUUUUCAUGAUCAUAAACGAUAUAUUGGAAAUAAUGAAUUUCCAGCAAAAAUAAGCAGAUACGAAUACGAUAAAAAUUGCAGCGCAAUAUCACAUAAUUAUGCCUUAUACAGUUAUGCUAGCGUAGAAAAAAACCCCGACUAGUCACCGAGUUAUUAUAACAAUGCAUGACCUUGAGCUGGGUUUACAAUUUAAAACAUCUUAAAGUUUAUCGCUAAUAAGUCUCAUUGUCAGUGCUUCAUGACACAUAAACCUAACAAGCUAAACAAAGAAUCACAACAUUUCUAUAUCCCAAUUCCCAUACGUAACCGAUUUAAGAAAAAUCCACAUAACGCCAGUGUUUCUUUUGUCAGAAAUAUCAAAACACUUUUCUACUUUAUUGUCAUCGCUCGGCAUUAUAUUGUAUUACUCCACUUUGACCAAAUCACUCGGCUUACUCAGCUCCAAAGCCUUCCAGGCAUUCCCUGCUAUAGAACUAUCUUACAAAAUCCGAUCCGACAAUAAAAAAAAGAAAUCCGAGUGAAUUACUGUCCGAAUCGGAUCGGAUCGGAUUCGCGCACCUUUACUGUGCAACGUAUGUAUGGUCAGGGGUAUCGUAAUUCUAAAAGACAAACCUAAUUUAUAAUAUCAGUCAUUAUGCUUUUAUUUACAGUAUUUAAUUACUCUUUUAAGAACUAAGAUUCCGCUUGGGCCGAGGGAAGUGAAUUUGAAUAGAGAGUACUGCCCUAACUUAUGAUUUCAAAAAUAGACUCCAAGACAUUUAAUUUUCAGAAAUAUGUGAAAAUUGGUCGAGUGUCAAAUAAUACACGAAAUAAGAUUCAAGCACUAGUCAUGUGAGGUCAAUCUUUCAUGCAUCAUUGAUACAUGUUCGGGAUUUGGCACUGAGGAGUGCCUACAAAGUGGAGUUUUGACAUGCAGGUACACUUUGCCCUGAAUAUACAUGACCUCUGCGAUGAAUUAUAGUUUAAUUAAUUACAGUAUAGAGAAUGCAAGACAUGCAUCAUAUAAUGCUUCGCAACUGCUGUAGCUCAGUUGGUUAGAGCACUGCACCCGGAAUCACAGGACUGUAGAUUUGAUUCCUGCCAGAGGACCUGUUGUAUUUUUCGUCACUAGCUGCCACUGACGAGGUCUAAAGAUUAUACUGGCAGUAUAAUUUCACUUGAAACUUCAAGCCUAGCUAAAAAUAUACCUUCAACACUUUGUUGUAUCUAGUGAGAUGGCCAAAAUCCCAGCUGACAUUUGAUCGAAUGAUCAUUAAUGGCUGCAUGUUUAUACACCAAGUACAUACAAUCAACAACAAGUCCCUUUUCCAUAUUCUAAAAUAGUACGCUUAUCGUCAAGGUUGAGCUAAUUAUAUACCACAUAUUAGUCAAUCUUCUUGAUCACUAAAACUUUAUCAGCCUUCCCUUCUGCAGUGUCAUUAAUUAUUAUGAACACGGACCCAACACAUUUUAUUCCGUGAUUGUUAGGUUGUGUUCUGUACGUUUCCUAAAAGAACUGACAUGACUGGAAAUCUAGAGCUUAAUUCUUUCAGUUACUAAUACACAGUGUUCUCCGGCAAUAGAAUUUAGAGUAGGGGGCUUUUGGGAAGAAGUAAAGGGCUAUGUGAAUACAUCUCUCCUUGGAGGAGGUGAGUUCCGAGGGCGUCUCCCAUAAAGAUUUUGAAAUUUCCGGCCAUUGGUGAGAGUAGCUUUGGAGAUUUUGUCAUAUAUAAUUAUAUUAUGUCGGAUUUUGUCCCAAAUAAUUUUAAUAUUUAACGAAGAAUAUCUUUUAAACGCGAGAAACCUUUCUCUUGACAUUGCUGUGGUAACUGGUAAGAGGAAAUAUUUUGGGUUAUAAUCUUUUGGAGAAAUAACUGGCGGUUGUCUGCGCUAUAGAAGGCGAAAAUUGCCCGGUGGCGGCGUCUAUUGGGAACCCCCCAGCUAACACUGGGGAAGAAGGUUGUACAGUAACUAUAAUUGUAUUUUAUGAAGACAUUAAAAUUGAUUACGUUGGCACUUGGGUCUUUAGGUCGUCCAGGUGCACAAAGAAAAAGUAGCUCGAAGAGAAAUUGGUGUUCUAGCAUCAAGCAAGAACACGACACGUGGUCACAAAAUUAUCGCUCCUUCACAGAGAGAACAGCCCAAACGUUAUCAAAGACAACCGAUCGAUUACAAUGCCUUGGAUAAUGUCGGUAGGUAGACGUCGUCAGUGACUUUCAUCUGGACAUUUAGCAAACUAGGAAACAUUAUAUUGCGGAAUCAUUGUCUUGGAAAUAUUACUUCUUAUCCAUAUCCGAAGAUGAGCAAAGCAGGAAACAUUAGGGACCUUAAACAAACAGGGCGACAACACGACGAUGAUGCCUGUUUAUACAAUGAUAUUCGUGAUCUUGUAGAAAAGAAAAUUUAUGUAUAAGGAAAAAUGUUGUCUCAAUGGCAAGCCAGAGACUUCUACGUCUCUUUUACAACGCAAACAUUUCAAGCCGCGACAACUGGUACUACAAAUUGGCCCAGCAGGAAUGUUUUCAACCAACAAGUUUCCUUCACAAUAAUUUAUUCGAAGGAAGCUCGCUUUGGCUACCACCGUUGCAUUGCAUGACAUUGUGCUCGACAUGCUUAAGGUCGCCCUUGUUUCCACAGCAAAAAUAUUCUGAAUUUGUUCAUCUGUUGGAAACAUUUUUGUUUUCUAAGUUUCCGCAAAAUGUUUCCAACUUCCAAGGAUAGGCAAACAGAGAAGCAUGGGACGGUGGAAUAAAUAUUUUAGUUUUUGGGACCACAAGAGAAUAUAAAUUUCUCUGCAAGUUAAUGGUUUUUCAUAACUGCUUUCCAAAUUGAACGCUAUAUUCCGGUAUAUUAAAAACAAUAUUAUAAAAUCAAAGCUACUGGUAAAAUUUUGUUCAAUGUUUGGGGUAGCUUGCACUCCGGGAUAUUUGUUGAUCUCCUUAGAUUCAAUGGAUUCACUGUUGAGCCACCUUAUGAUCAAGGAGUUGAAGAUAUAUACUUUAUCUGCUGACUUUUAUUUCUGAUUGAUAUUGAUUUUUCUAUUUUUUUCUGACCACAGAAAUUUUCCAGGACGAAUGGUCCUAUGACCCGGUAUUUUUACCACCCAUGCAGAGAUGCAUUGCAGGAAACAUCCAAAUGUUUCCGCAACUAUUUUUCUAUGCGGUAGUUUGCUUUAAAAGUUAGAAGUGCAAGCCUGGUCAAGACAUUUGACACAAAAAAUGUUGCAUAAGGGAUGAUCCCAGCACGAAGUUAGUUUCACCAGCAAUUUUACCUAGACAUGCUGAUGUUUCAAAUCGAACCAAUAAACUUGAAGUGAAAUAAAUAUCUUUCAUCUAACUUUUCUAAGGUCAUGGUUUCCAGUCUGCUGCAGCAGAAUCAAAACGCAAUCCCUCAGUACGCAGCAGUCGUGGAUCAACAGCCUCGCCUACCACACCUACCCCACCACCUACAGCACCAAAGGCAGUCACUACAGGCACUCUGAGAGUUCGUGCUAAAAAUCAGCCACCUCCAAGUGCCCCACCGCCCCCUCCAGAGGUACCAAAAGCGCCAAAUGGACCCCCACCUCCUCCUGUGUUACCAAAUAUUGCCCCACCCCCUCCCCCUAUGGUAAACGCACCAGGUUCACCAGUUGACUUACCCCCUCCUCCCCCUCCACCUUCAAUACCUACUGAUCUAGAACCAAUGUCCCCAGAGCCACCACCCCCUCCCCCGAUGACCCUUGAUGUGGAUGGUAAUCAUAAUCCAUUACCAGGUAUUUUCUUGUUAUUCAGUAUAUGAUGGUAAUUAAUAUAUGAUAGUAGUAGAUGGUGAUUUUGGUGACACACCGAUUUACGUUAUAGUUUGUGUUGUCUCGAAAUAUUUGAGAUGCAGAGUUGGAGCAUGUCUAUAAAGUUCGAGGUUUUUGCGAUGAGGUUUUUGCGAUGUCAAGAAUUAUUAAGUGAUAACAUUUAUAGCGAGACCCUGAUAUUCGGGAUGUCACUAAUUCUUGGGUUUCACUAAAGCUAGAGUUACACGAGCAACAAAAUUGCUGCAACUUGCAACAAAAUCUGAUUUCAACGCAUGUUAAGUAGAAAUGUCGACACAUGUUGUCUUGUGAUUUGUAAUUUAUGUGUAAACAUUUUCAAUUAACAUGCGUUGAAAUUAGAUGUUGUUGCAAGUUGCAGCAAUUUUGUUGCUCGUGUAACUCCACCUUAAGGCAUUAUGCAUGUUUAUGUUUUGUAUUGUUCAUAUUGAUGUUUAUGCUGUACUGGAGUGAGAAAAUGAUACGAAAUUCCAUGUAUUUGUCACCAAACGCAAGGCUAAUACAUAAAACGAACAAUCGACUCACCCUGAUAACUCUGGUUUGUUUUACCUCCCGUCACUUUUGUGACGUCAAAUGAAACCAAGAAUACCGAAUUCAAUAACUGUUUUAUUAUACAUUGCAUUUUCAUUAACUCUUUCGACAAACAAUGCAGAGUACGAUAAUUCAGGAUUUUUAUAGUCGUACCUGACUGGUACGCCAAUGGUUGUUGCCGCGUACUUGCACUAGUACAAACUCUGUACUCAAUGUGUACUUAGUAAUUAAAAUAAGGUUCAUAAAGUACAGGUUUCUGAAAAUUCAGGCAAUUGAACUGAAAAGAACUGGAACGCUACCUCCAACCGAAAAUUUUUUGACUUCAAGAAAAAGAUAGACAGUUAUCUGAAGGCUAUAUAGCGUUCCAGUUAUAUUCAUUUCAAUGGUUCAGACUACGAGGUAGAAAAAGAAGCACAAUUGCAUAUACGAAUAAUCAGUUUCUUAGUGCCAUCGGUCGAUCCAAUCAUGUUUCAUGCCAAGACAUCUCAGACACAUGAUAUACCAACUAAAUUACGGUAUUGAAUACCUUAUGGGCUUGGAAAGGUCAGAAGGUACCAGCAAAUAGUAAGUACGCAGAUAGCAAGAGUUCCUCGCACCUACGUGGCUGAAAACAAAGAAGUACCAGACCGUAAUAUUGGCUGGCGUACCUCCGGUACGUAAUCUGCAAUGUACGUACGAUUUAUCGCACUCUGCAAUGAUUUGUCGCACAAAACAACGUUUGGUUCUUAAAAAAGCAGCGAAAAUGAAUUUAAAAUAUCACAAUAACAUCAUAAAAAUAUUAGUUUUUUGCCUUAACUUAACGUAAUAUCUAAGUCUUGCGCUUAUGUGCAAAUAAAUUGACCAUUUCUUGUGCCAUGUACCGAAUAAUCCGCGAACUAACAAUCCUAUAUACGUAUGCAUUCAUACCAAUAUACUAACCUUUCUUCUAGAUUUUCUACCACCACCUCCUAGUCCAUUUGCAAAUCACGGAGAGCCGAGUCGUUCAGGUUUGAUACGAUUUAUUGCCUUCUUGAACACUCGCUAUCUCCCAAAUUAGAGAUGUUCUUUGUAGCACAUUGUUUUUAUAAAUAAAUAUGUAAUCAAAUUAUUAAUGACGGUAAAAAAAAAUACAAAAAUUAAUGAAUAUUAAUAUAAAGAAAGAAGAGAUGAAAAAUAUAGUUAUAGUCCUUCGGACUUAACGUCAUAUAUUCACGUGUGUCAUAUUUAACAAAUAUAAAACAUUUUCCGUGUUGAUAUACAGUUAUAUCAACACGAGUGGAAUAGGGAAAAUGAGAAAUUGUAUGGAAACACGACGCCCGAAGGGCGGAGUGUUUUCAUACAAUUUCGAGUUUUCCCAACUUCCACGAGUGUUGAUAUAACUAUAUAUCAAUACGGAAAAAAUGUUUUAUAUUUUUUUUAUAAUAUAGCAAUGUCAAAAGCCCGAAGGAUAAGAAAAAUUUCCGUGUUUACAAGCGGCGGAAAAUUUCCCGUGUUGACAUUGAGUUAUAUCAACACGGCUCUUAGCCAAUCAGCGUUCAGAAUUUACAAAUGCUAUAUUAUAAAAUGUGUUGUUGGUUUGCUGAGUUGUUGAAUGUUGGCGAGUACGUAUAUGCCUCGCCGUAUGUGGUAUGGUUUUGCAGUAUGUUAUUGUAUGGGAUGUAUGCCAUGAAGUGUGUGAUGUAGUACUGUAUGACUUGGUAUGGUAUGGUAUGGUAUGGUAUGGUAUGGUAUGGUAUGGUAUGGUAUGGUAUGGUUUCUGAUUGGUAACAGCCAGCUGUGAAAUCGUCAUUAACUCAAUAGCUGACCAGUUAUGGCGUUCUGACAUAUUCAACGUGGUGACGUCAUAAUGUUGAUAUGAAAAACCAUACUCAAAGUUAUGACGUCAUGCUAUGGAAAUACGAAUACGAAAUGUGGAACACGACAAAAACAAUAUGUUUGCAAAUGGGAAAAAUAACUAAAAAUAAUUCUUUUUCAUCUUUAAAUAAAUAAAUAAAACAAUUACUGAAUUCGGUUUUCGCCAGGUUUGAAGAAUGUACCUAUUCCCUAAUGAACAAAAUUUUGAUCUAGACAAGUCUAGACGCACGGGAAAUUGAUACCUUUCUUCAGAAAGCGGUAUCAAUUUCCCGUGCGUAAUACAAAAUGACUGAAAAACGGCAAAUUUCGCAGGGCUAUAUUAUCCGCAUUUUGCAAAGAAACUUCGGAAUAUUGCUAAUUUUGUGAUGCUCUUUCAAGCUGUGAUGAAAUUUUUGUCUAGACUUUUCUCUAGAUCAAAAUUUUGUUAAUUAGGGAAUAGGUCCAUUAUCAAGCAGCCAGUUUGUGUUAUCAACCUCAGUCUUCGGCUGAUAACACAAACUUCUGGCUUGAUAUCAUAUCAUGCUCAACCUCAUUCAAUAAUUGUUAAGUAACUUCGCAGGUUAAAUCAGCGGUUAAAUUGGAUGUGCUGCAGGAAACUUUACUUAGUCAUGCAUGCCUCACCCUUCAAAAUAGUCGUAUGUAAGUUAACUAAUAUGAUCAUUUGAAUUUUGUUGCAGGGGAAUUCAGUCCAUUACCUCCACCACCACCGGAGCUAAAUGAUCAGACAUAUGAUAUACCUCCCACUCCUGCCUGGGUUCCCGAAAUCUACGAAGAGAAAGGUAGAGUACAUAGACUUUCUAGUGAUCAUAACCAUUGAUAGGUGACAUUCGGUAUAGGAACUGUCUGUAAUGCAAUGAUAACUGAAAAAUAUAUUAAACAGCCAUUCAGAGCUGACAUCCUACAAAAUAUAUUACCAACAACAGCUGUCAAUUGACUAUACUUGACUACUGAUUUCCCAGUAAGACCUCAUGGGUAGUGAAUUGCCACAAUCUUCAUAAUACAUAAAGGGCCGUUCACACUUAGCACACAUUGAGAUCAAUCUACAUUGAGAUCGAUCUACUGUCCACACUUGCCCAAAAAUCUGAAUGAAUUAACGUAAAUAACUACCGUCAAUAAGCGGGGUGCCCACUGCCCAGCUCAAGUAACGAAGUAAAUGUACUUCGUUAAUACUGUACCUGAGUACUAUUUUUGAGAAGUCAGCAUGUAACAAAGUAAACUUUUUCUCGAGUACUUUUACUUGGAACGAAGUCGUUUUAAGAAGUAACGUUUUACUUCGUUAUUUUCAUUUUGUAGCGAAGUAUUUCGUUGCUUUCUAACUUUUGUUUAAUUUUAGGUGAUUUAUUCCAGACUUAUUUUAAUUUUGGGAUAGGUAAUAGGACCGCUACAUGCGUCUGGGAUCUCUCGUUUGUGGAUUUCUUAUAUCUUCAACGGGGUCUGUAAAGUAGUCAGACCAUGCCGUGAAAUAUUGUACAUUAGGUGCACGCAUAUAAUGCGUUUGCUGUUUUGUGUCUUUCGUAUGUCAAUCCAUUGGAGAAGUUCCCCCUACACGCUACAGACAAUAGUACUUUUACUUCAAGUAUCUUUUUAAGGAUACUUUGUACUUUUUAUUUAAGUACGUUUUGCCUCCAGUACUGUUUACUCUUACUCAAGUCGUUUUAUUGUUAAAUAAUUCUACUUUUACUCGAGUACAAAUUCAAAGUAAUUUAGGCGCCACUGAAGAUGCCAGGCAGCUAAGCAAAAAAUUAGCUCGGUUGUGAAACGUGAACUGAUCUGAGAUCACCUGCCAAGGUGGAUAAAUUUAGAUCAAUCUCGAAUCGGUCUCAGCUCGUUUUUCGUUGUCGACACUUGGCCCGAUACGACUCUGAUUCGAUUUCAGAUGCAUCCAAAGCAAGGUCACUCAGUACUCUUUGAUAUACUUUUAUAUAGUCGUCAGUAUUUAUGACUACGAAGCGAGCAGAGAUGAUGAGUUGUCAUUCAAAGAAGGUGAAAUUAUCUAGUGAUCAUAACCAUUGAUAGGUGACAUUCGGUAUAGGAACUGUCUGUAAUGCAAUGAUAACUGAAAAAUAUAUUAAACAGCCAUUCAGAGCUGACAUCCUACAAAAUAUAUUACCAACAACAGCUGUCAAUUGACUAUACUUGACUACUGAUUUCCCAGUAAGACCUCAUGGGUAGUGAAUUGCCACAAUCUUCAUAAUACAUAAAGGGCCGUUCACACUUAGCACACAUUGAGAUCAAUCUACAUUGAGAUCGAUCUACUGUCCACACUUGCCCAAAAAUCUGAAUGAAUUAACGUAAAUAACUACCGUCAAUAAGCGAGUGCCCACUGCCCAGCUCAAGUAACGAAGUAAAUGUACUUCGUUAAUACUGUACCUGAGUACUAUUUUUGAGAAGUCAGCAUGUAACAAAGUAAACUUUUUCUCGAGUACUUUUACUUGGAACGAAGUCGUUUUAAGAAGUAACGUUUUACUUCGUUAUUUUCAUUUUGUAGCGAAGUAUUUCGUUGCUUUCUAACUUUUGUUUAAUUUUAGGUGAUUUAUUCCAGACUUAUUUUAAUUUUGGGAUAGGUAAUAGGACCGCUACAUGCGUCUGGGAUCUCUCGUUUGUGGAUUUCUUAUAUCUUCAACGGGGUCUGUAAAGUAGUCAGACCAUGCCGUGAAAUAUUGUACAUUAGGUGCACGCAUAUAAUGCGUUUGCUGUUUUGUGUCUUUCGUAUGUCAAUCCAUUGGAGAAGUUCCCCCUACACGCUACAGACAAUAGUACUUUUACUUCAAGUAUCUUUUUAAGGAUACUUUGUACUUUUUAUUUAAGUACGUUUUGCCUCCAGUACUGUUUACUCUUACUCAAGUCGUUUUAUUGUUAAAUAAUUCUACUUUUACUCGAGUACAAAUUCAAAGUAAUUUAGGCGCCACUGAAGAUGCCAGGCAGCUAAGCAAAAAAUUAGCUCGGUUGUGAAACGUGAACUGAUCUGAGAUCACCUGCCAAGGUGGAUAAAUUUAGAUCAAUCUCGAAUCGGUCUCAGCUCGUUUUUCGUUGUCGACACUUGGCCCGAUACGACUCUGAUUCGAUUUCAGAUGCAUCCAAAGCAAGGUCACUCAGUACUCUUUGAUAUACUUUUAUAUAGUCGUCAGUAUUUAUGACUACGAAGCGAGCAGAGAUGAUGAGUUGUCAUUCAAAGAAGGUGAAAUUAUCUAUGUAUUGAAGAAAAACAGUGAUGGAUGGUAUGAAGGAGUUAUGGAUGGCAUGACUGGUCUCUUUCCUGGAAAUUAUGUUGAAGCUUCACGUUAAUUUUUUUAUGGAAUUGAACUAUUAGCUAUAUAUUGAAAAUAGGAAUAUGAAUUGAUAGUUACUCUAAAUAAAAGCAAUUAUAUAUCGUUUUGACAAAAGAAUAUUUUUCGUCAGUGCCGCAGCUUGCAAAAUAAAGCUAUGCAUCUUUGUUUGUAAAAUCAUAGGGAAUGACGUAACCAUGCGAGUCUGCAUACAUCAUGGCUACACAAUAUUAUCGCUAGAUAGCAAAGUCAGGCGAACUUUAUGCUCAUUUUUAAGUAUUUUAACGCAUUUGUAAGUGAAUACAUAUAUUUGCCGGGCUGCCUAUAUGGUAAAAUCGUCAAACUUGGGGUUCAGUGUCGCCCACUAGGGUUAGUAUAGGUUUAAACUUCAAUUUUGGUUUCUAUUUUCCACGGAGCUUAACUCGAAUGGUCCAAAUUGUGUUUGUUUCUUCGAGUUAAAAACAGGUGUAGUUGGGGCGUGGUCGGGGCUUAACUC